Leptonychotes weddellii (Weddell seal) is the source of this 1526-nucleotide messenger RNA. Lineage: Eukaryota; Metazoa; Chordata; Mammalia; Carnivora; Phocidae. The record is from RefSeq and is a predicted model, not a curated record.
GGAAACCUGUUUUUCCCGGGAGCAGCAAUGAGCAAGCGGAACCAGGUUUCGUACGUGCGGCCAGCCGAACCGGCGUUCCUGGCUCGCUUCAAGGAACAGGUCGGCUACAGGGAAGGGCCUACCGUGGAAACCAAGAGAAUCCAGCCUCAGCUCCCAGAUGAAGAUGGUGAUCACAGUGACAAAGAAGAUGAACAGCCCCAAGUGGUGGUUUUAAAAAAGGGAGACCUGUCAGUUGAAGAAGUCAUGAAAAUUAAAGCAGAAAUAAAGGCUGCCAAAGCAGAUGAAGAACCGGCUAUAGUUGAUGGAAGAAUCAUGUAUCGAAAACCAGUCAAACGUUCCUCGGAUGAAAAAUAUUCAGGUUUAACAGCAAGCUCAAAAAAGAGGAAGGCAAAUGAAGGUGAAAUAAAUAAGCAGGACUCAGUUAAAAAGAACUCACAAAAGCAAAUCAAAAACAGUUGCCUCCUUUCUUUUGACAAUGAAGAUGAAACUGAGUAAGUGUAAAUAUUUUGGACUUAGUCACCCUUAAGAGUAUAUGGGGUGUUUUUUAAAGUGACACUUUUUUUUUCUAUUUAAAGAUAAUACAAGUUCAUUAUAGAAAAUUCAGAAAAAAUUUAGUAUGAUAAAAACUUUGUCUAUCAAUACCCCUUUGACAUGAGGCUAACUCUGUAGAUAUUAACUACUAUUAACAUUUUGGAACUCCCACUUGUGGGGUAUGUAUUUUUUAAACAAAAUUGAGAUUAUAUUGCAUAUGUUUUCUGUCCUGCUUUUCACAUGACAUAUUCUGAGCAUUUUUCCAGAUCAGUAAAAUUCAAAAAUUUAACAUAAUGGCUACAGAGGAUUUUGUCAUUAAACAGAUCGACUAUUGCAUCUUCUUCAUUAGCAGAAGCCCACUUUGGAGGAAGAUGAUAAUGUGCCUAUUUAAGAAUACUUCCCCAGCUCCUGCUAAAGGUAGCCAUAUAACAGCUCUGGCAAUUUUAGAGAUAAAAGUGGAUCUUGUACAAGUCAGCUUCUAAAAGAAGGGAUCUUGAUAGAAGAGAGGAUCUAAUGUAUAACAUGGAGACUGUAGUUAAUAACACUAUAAAAGAGAGAGAUACAAAUAGAAGUCUGCUUAAUAAAGCUACAAUAAAGGUGUUUGAUACAAGAAAGCAGAUCUGGCAACCACAAACCUUUGUCCUUCUCGCUACAUCCUGCUACAUCCAGGAGCACAUACAUGAAACCUAGGAGUAUUGGAGCCAUUUUUUGGCUUAAGGGAGGCAGAUCCUUUCUCUGGGUGGUACAAUGGAAAGAGUCAAGGCACUUGGAUCCUGAUAGCAUGCCUCGAGGAGCUGCUGCACCAGCCACGGACUGCCAACCUCUGGACUUCUUGUUACAUGAGAAGAAUAAACCGAAAGUCGUUGGUCAGUAGUACCACUUGCUGACACCUGAGAAUUCAAUGUCUCCUGCCCUCCUUCUCCCUUAAGAGGCCCCCUUUCGUGUUGUGCUCUAGAAUUUGUCAACCUUAAAAAUAAAAGACAAUUAUUUUACCA